Molecule: messenger RNA, 1974 nt
Organism: Vanrija pseudolonga
Lineage: Eukaryota; Fungi; Basidiomycota; Tremellomycetes; Trichosporonales; Trichosporonaceae
Product: Protein priB
Exons: 3
Coding region: 1-1935 (644 amino acids)
Biological process (GO): DNA-templated transcription; regulation of DNA-templated transcription
Cellular component (GO): nucleus
Molecular function (GO): DNA-binding transcription factor activity, RNA polymerase II-specific; zinc ion binding; transcription cis-regulatory region binding
Source: RefSeq, a predicted model, not a curated record
AUGGAACUCGCGUUCGAGCAACAACCGGAGGCGGGGCCGUCGCGCCCGCCCGUGGGGGCGAACAAACACAAGUGCAAAUGUAUCGAGGCGGACGGUGACCAGUGUGCGCGGUGUCAGCGCCUGGGCAUCGAGUGCGUCUUCCGCGCGCACCAGCGCGGCCGGCCGCGCAAGGAUGGCGCGGUGCCCGGCUCAGCGGCGUCGGCUGGCCGGCCGUCGCCGCGCUCUUCGCCCGCCGCCCUCCAGCCGCCCGCGAAGCGCGCGCGCGCGAGCGGCGUGUCGUUCGGCGCGCUGGUCCCGACCUCCAACGAGCGCUACUCGCUGUCCUCGCCGUCCCGGUCGCCGUCGGUGCCGGCGGAAGAGCCGCCCGCGAACAGCGUGUACCACGACGUCGCGCACCGGUCCAUCUUCAGCAUCGCGGGCGUGAUGGAGCGCGAGAAGGCCGUCGAGGACGCGGCCCCGACGCCGACGCGGGAGGACGAUCCCAUCGGCCAGGGCGUGCUCUCUAUGGACGAGUGCGACUCGCUCUUUGGGCACUACUUUGACCAGCUGCAGACGUGCGUGUGCCUGCUCGACCCGGCGGUGCAUACAGCGCGGUACACGCGCCGUGCGAGCCUGCACCUCUUCGCCGCGGUGCUGGCCGUUAGCUCCAAGUUCUUCCGGCCAGACCUGUACGAGACGAUCCUGGCCAUCGCGAACAAGCUCGUCUCGGACGCGAUAGGCGGGUGCGUCGCGCAGAUAGAGCUCGUGCAGGCCAUUUGCCUGCUGCACUACUGGAAGAAGCCGACCGACGGGUCGGGCUGGCUAAGGCUCGGGCACGCGAUCAGGCUGGGAUACGCGCUGGACCUGCACCUGCCCCGGAGUGGGCCCCUGCCAACCGACGAGCGGGAAGCGCGCCUCGCCAUCGACCGGGAACGGACGUGGAUCUCGCUGUUCUGCUUCGACUCGACCAUGACGCAGCUGUCCGACCGCCCGUCCAUGAUCCACAAGGCGCCGCAGGUGGGCGCGUGGAUCCGCGAGAACCCGUACCCCUUGCCGUCGGACGGGCAGCUGGAUUUCGCGGUCAAGACGAGCACGCUUAGCUCGGAGGUGCGCCAGCUACAGAGCUGUAAAGGCAACUACGAGGUGCUGCGCUCCGGCCUCCGCAUGGUGCUCGACGACCUGCACAGCUCGCACAAGGCGCUGACGGACCCCGACGCGCCGGUGACGCUGACGUCGACAUCGGUGAGCAUCAACAAGUUCAGCACGCUCGCUACGCAGCUGCUGGUGGAGUGCACAAGCCUGUACUUUGCCCCGCGGAAGCACCGCGUCGGGCUACUGCACGCGUGUGUGUCGACGUCGCUUGACCUCCUCGACGUCGUCGUGGAGGGCUUCGCACGCAAGGGCAUCAUGCCAAUGAUCGAGGACGCGCACUCUGUCGCGGUGGCGUCCACUGCCGUCCGGCUCAUCCGGUUCAUGUCGUACCUCGACCAGUCGGCCAAGGCGAGCGUGAUGCGCAAGCUGACCAAGGUGGUGAUCGUGUGCCGGGAAGCCGCGCGCGGGGACCAGGGCUCGCACCCGGCCUAUCUAGCGCGGUUCAUCCACGCGCUCCUCGAGAAGGCGCACGCGUCGCGCGCGCCGUCGCGCGCCACGUCGCCACGGCACGCCCGCCCAGCACGCGCGCUGAGCGCAGCCGAGAUGUCGCCGCUGAAACAAAAGACGACGCCCGACCAGUGGUGGGACGAGAUCGGGCACAUGGCGUACGCCGAGGCGCCGCAGCCGUUCGAGGAGCAGCAGAACUUCUGGGACGGGUUCCCUUUGCUCGCCGGCGCGAUGAGCGGGCUCUCGCCUGCUGUCCCGCGGGUCGAGGACGGCGGCGUCGACCUCGCUGGUGCGUUCUCGGGCCUGCAGUGGGACUCGGCUUGGGAUCUGAGCUUCCUUGGCGUCGGGACGGGGUAGUCGGGACGAAGGCGGCGAUGUAUGCUCAUUGCUUGGGGG